GAGCGCGACUCAAAACGAGGAAGUGCGAUGAGAGACUUUCGGCGGCCGACAGGGAGCGGCUCUCCAGCUGAAGCAGUACCGCGGGGCUCAGCGCGCUGACGCGAUAUACAUGGCGGACGCAGCCAAAAGCAAGCGUCGGGAGCAGCUGAAGCGCUGGGCGGGCUCCAACACGGACAGGGAACCGGCUGUGCCCCGGCGCCGGCGGAGAGGCGACGCGCGGGACAGAGGCGCCGAGCCUGAGGCCGGGAGCCCGUCGGGGGACAGUGGGCCGGGAGAGCGCGGAGCAACAAGUGGGAGGCGGCGAGUCAGGUUUGAGAGGGCAGCUGAGUUCCUGGCAGCAUGUGCGUGUGGAGACAUAGAGGAGGCCAAGGAGAUGCUGAGAGAAGCUAGGGAGAAGGACACCGAUGAGUACCAGUGCGGAGACCUUGUGAACAGUGCAAAUGCUGAUGGAAUUACGGCUCUUCACCAGGCCUGCAUCGAUGGAAGCAUGGAGGUCGUGGUUUUCCUCCUUUCUCAGGGUGCUAAUGUGAACCAGGCUGACAGCGAAGGCUGGACACCGCUGCAUGUGGCAGCUUCCUGUGGGAAUGUUGAAAUCGCAGACUUCUUGCUGCAGAAUGGCUCGAAUGUGUGCAUGGUGAACUGUGAUGGUGAUGUCCCUGUGGACAUUGCAGAAGAUGAGGACACAGAGGCACUCCUGCGAGAGCACAUGCUAAGACAGGGUGUGGAUGUGGCCGCAGUGAAGCGAGAAGAGGAGGAGCAGAUCAUGAAAGAUGCCAGAACGUGGUCUGUUGAAGGGCUUCCAUCAGACCUGAGACACCCCAAGACUGGAGCGACACCUCUACACGUGGCAGCAGCUAAGGGCUACAUUGAAGUAUUAAAGCUUCUGUGUCACUGCGGGAUGGAGCUGUCGGUGACAGACACCGAUGGAUGGACUCCCCUCCACGCCGCAGCACACUGGGGCCAAGGCGAUGCCUGCAGGAUUCUAGCUGAGCAGCUUUGCAACAUGGAGGCAAAAAGCAAUGCUGGCCAGACGCCCCUGGAUGUAGCUGAUGAAAGUGUCAAGGCCCUGCUGGAGGACCUCUCCCAAAAACAGGCCAAUUGGCGCAAUGAGCAAUCUGCCAACGACCAACAGCAGGUGACGGAGUCUGCAGCACCAAACACUCCCAACAAGAACCGAAGGACCUCAGUCUGCCGGAUGAGCAGCAGAGACAAAAUGUUUGUGCAAGACCAGUCUAAGGAGAGAGGAGUUCCUGGAAGCCUGGAGAUCAAGGAGGAGAGAGAGAGCAGCCCUGAGAGCUCCACUAUGGCGAGUCCAGACAACGAAAGCAGAACCAUAUCCAAUGUCCCAGCUGUUGACAAGUGUGAGAAGGAUGCUGAGAAGGAGGAGAGGGAGCGGGAGCGUGAGAGCAGAACAGCCCGUGUGCAGCCCACCCCACAGCAGAGAGAGGAGGGUGCCGGCAGCACGGACAGGCGCAUAUUUCAGGCACCUAUGAGGGAUGAGGAGUCUGAGUCCCAGAGGAAGGCGCGCUCGCGGCUCAUGCGCCAGUCUCGGCGCUCCACGCAGGGUGUGACGCUGACAGACCUGAAGGAGGCAGAGAGGACUGUGAGUAAAAACCCCGAGAACCAGCGCAGCAUUCAGCCUGUCAGCCCAGUCAUCACAGUGACGCCGGCUGAAAGGGACAUGGGUCCCACUAAGGAUGGUGGUCCAGAUGGGGAGAAGGCGAUGAGAGCAGGCGCAAAGGAGCGUCGCCGAGGGAGGAAGGAGCGGCGGUCAACUGGUUUGACCCACCUUGGGUCUGAAGAGGUGGAAGAUGGUGACAGGAUGGAGGACAUUCUCUCAGACAGCUCCAGCACACACAGUGAUCCACAGCUUGAAGAUUAUGCUGACCGAUCUACUCCUGAUUACAAGAUGCUGUACAGAAAGGUGUUGGAAGAAAAUGAGCUGAUCAGGGAGAAGCUGCAGGAGACUGAACUGCUGCUCAAUGAGAACAAAGUGGAGCUGGAGCGACUGAGGCAGAGUCAGGAGAACAGUUCGGAGCGGCCAGCCUUACUAGAGCUCGAGAGAUUUGAAAAAAGAUCACUGGAGAGGAAAGCAAUAGAACUACAAGAUGAAUUAAAGGUACUGGCUGACCUCAGAGCAGAUAACCAGAGACUGAAAGAUGAGAAUGCUGCUCUCAUUCGAGUCAUCAGCAAACUCUCCAGAUGAACUGUGGAUUUUUUUUUCUUUUCUUUUUUCUC
Molecule: messenger RNA, 2238 nt
Organism: Scleropages formosus (Asian bonytongue)
Lineage: Eukaryota; Metazoa; Chordata; Actinopteri; Osteoglossiformes; Osteoglossidae
Gene: ppp1r12c
Product: protein phosphatase 1, regulatory subunit 12C
Exons: 20
Coding region: 110-2206 (698 amino acids)
Biological process (GO): signal transduction
Cellular component (GO): cytoplasm
Molecular function (GO): enzyme inhibitor activity; phosphatase regulator activity; protein kinase binding
Source: RefSeq, a predicted model, not a curated record